Didymella exigua CBS 183.55 is the source of this 515-nucleotide messenger RNA. RefSeq lists its product as uncharacterized. The record is from RefSeq and is a predicted model, not a curated record. NCBI's taxonomy places the organism in Eukaryota, Fungi, Ascomycota, Dothideomycetes, Pleosporales, Didymellaceae. The coding region runs from base 1 to 456 and encodes 151 amino acids. The transcript is spliced from 3 exons.
AUGAAAUUCGAACUCUUCACCUCGCUAGCCCUCGCGGCCCUCGCCAUUGCCUCGCCUGUUGAACCCCUUGAGAAGCGCGCAAUCACUUGUCUGAAGGUCGGCGCUACGGCAACCGCAACCUGGGUCAACUCAGCAGGGUUGACAUGUCUCUGGACCGGCACUGUAGGAAGCAACUUCGGCACCAAUAGUGUCAACGGCGGAGACUACUCUUGUAACGGCCGCUGCGGUGCAGGGUGCUCGGGCAGCGCCGUCGGUAACGCGUAUACGCAAGACUGCUUUAGCCACGAUGUUUGCUCGUGGUUCAAUAAUGCCUCUGGUGGCGCCAGCGAUGCGAAUUGUGGCGCAGCGUUCAAUGCUGCGGUGGAUGAUACGCUGCUCGGUACUGCGAAUGGGUGUGGACAGACGAACCCGAGUAACUCGGCCAGCGUGCCGUCGACGAGCCCGAAAUGCUCGUGAAUUCGGUGGCAUGAUGGAGGGAACGUAUACAGAACGGUGGUGGCCAAUGAACAGUUGCA